Messenger RNA from Trichomonas vaginalis G3, 956 nucleotides. Its product is annotated as protein of unknown function, DUF4106 family. The transcript has a single exon. Lineage: Eukaryota; Parabasalia; Trichomonadida; Trichomonadidae. The annotation marks the transcript as partial. The record is from RefSeq and is a predicted model, not a curated record.
AUGUACGCCGCUCAGAAUAUAACGCCAACAGUUUUGGAUGCCAUGAAUGGAAAUGUUUCCGAAUGGUAUAACGAAUGCGACAAUGCCAUUAGAAGGUCAGAAAUAGUUCCUGGAACUUACGAAUAUACAACUGCUGUUUCUUAUGGAAACGUAGGUGAGUUUGGAGAAGGUUCUUCAACAACAGUAGAUAUUGCUUGCGACAGGUUUCAUAUAAUUUCUAUUGACAACUCUUUCUUAUACGUGGAACAAGACAUUGAAAUAAAACCUUCUGCCAAGUUGUCUGACAAGAAAGGUUGCAAUGGAAUUUUCUAUGUCGGAUACCAAUAUGCUCCAGAAGUUUUCAUGGGAUAUAAGAUAUAUUCUAACUCUGACUUAGUUCAAACAGUAACAUGGGCAAACUAUGAAUGGUUCGCUUUGAGAAACUCAGUACAACCACAAGCUAGAGAACAAACAGACCAGUAUGCAACUAUUGAGAAAAUAAGAAGACUUGACCCUAACGUUCCAGGAGUUUAUGUUAACCUUUCUGGACAAACUGCAGCAGCAGUAACCAAAGUAAAAUUGAAACUUAGAGUUCCUUUGUCAUCUUUCCUCAUCUUCAGGUUUUUAAGAUACUUGCCAAACUGGGCAGGAAAAAUUUCUAUCGAACUUACUCCAAGCAAAAAUAACUUAGUCAUUGCACCAACACAAGACCCAUUCACUCUUACAGAAGUAGUGGGAACAAAUAAAAUGUCAUUCGCCGACUUUUGCAAAAACAAAGUUGACUUAGACUUUGGUUUCUCAAACCUCAACACUGAAGUAAACUAUUAUUUCAAUGCUGCUGGAGAUGCUUGGGACCCAGUUAAGUUCACAUGCGAAAAGUUUGAAUGCAAGAGAAUAGAAAGCAGACUUGCAGUCUAUAUGUUGGACCCAGAUAUUUCAAAUGCUUUAGCUGCCAAAUAUAUUGCAGUUCCACUUAU